AUGUCGACGACGCUCUUGCGCCCAGCGGCGUGCAGUGACCACCCGUUCGUAGCGAACAUGACGCUUGGCCCUCUUGCAAUCGAUUACGUCCACAUCCACUACUGCUCACUAUACGAUCUGCCUCUGCUUUCGUUCUCACUAUUGAUCGUAUGGCUCGCCGCGCUCUUUUACUUCCUUGGCAGUACAGCGGAUGGCUACUUUUCGCCAACGUUAGCAACUCUCAGUGAUCGCCUCCGGCUUCCUCACGAUGUUGCGGGUGUCACGUUCCUGGCCUUUGGCAACGGAGCACCUGACGUGUUUUCAGCUAUUGCAGCGUACGGCUUUGGUGUGAGUGAGACAGGGAUCAAUGAGCUACUAGGAGGAGCGAUGUUCGUCUCCACGGUCGUCGUAGGCGGCGUAGCCAUGGCUAGUGCCGUAGAGGUGCAGCGCUGGGCGUUUCUACGCGACGUGGGGGCGCUCCUCACCUCGCUGCUGUUGUUCCUCCUGCUCGCUGUACGCAGCGGAAAGGAAGAUAUGUGGAGUACAGCAGUGUCAGCUGUCACGCUGUUGGCGUUGUACGGGACAUACGUCGGCAGUGUCGUCCUUUCAGCCUGUGUGGCGAGGUACAAAGCAGCUCCCAACGAUAUUCGUGGCGACGAGUUGGUAGGCAAGUCAACGCUGAUGAUCAAAGCGUUUUGGCACGCGCUCUCGCCAAGAGGGAAUGAUGCAAAAGGAGUGAAGAGGCCUGGGCAGCCUGAGCACGAAUAUGCAUUUGUGACGGGGUCCAAUGCUGAGCCAGAUACCGAGAGCGUAGCGGAUAGCUAUCGUGCAGGGAUGCCGCAGGAGCUUGAGAAACUCGGGAUGUCUUCGUUUGGUCCAUUGGCAGGUCCCAGGUUUUCCAGUCGAGUGUAUAAUGACCACUUUGACGUUGACGAGAGUGAGUCGUUGUCGUCUCCGCUCAUGGCCGAAAGCGAGCGCGAUGCCGUUGAUGAUGGUAAGCAAAUGCUUCCAAAGUGGCAGCAGCACAUGCGCUGGAGAUGGCGCUUGAAGCGUCGCGUCGUUCGGAUAUUUACGAGCGACAAGCCGCUUGUGGUGAAAGUGCUUUGCAUCCCACAAGCGGCACUUUUUCUUGUCCGAGACAUCACCAUUCCUCUCUUCGAUGAUGAGUCAUGGUCGCGUCCGAGAGCGUGUCUAUCGCCUACAACAGCUCCGCUACUAGUCGCAGCAAUGAGCGGAUACGCCAACGUUGAUAUCUGUGGCGGAAGAUUCUCGCACCGCGUACCGCUGUGGCAAGCACUCACGAUCGUGGGUGGCUUUGUAAGUGGCAUCGUCGCGCUCUGUACGCACCGGUCGCAUGCGCCGCGUUCAUUCAAAUCGUCGAGCCUACUACUUUCCCUGGCAUUUGUGGCUUGCGUGUGCUGGAUUUAUGCCGUGGCGAAUGAGCUGAUGGCGUUGCUGGCUGCAGUGGGCUAUAUCACGCAUGUCAGCAACAGCUUGUUGGGACUGACAGUGCUUGCAUGGGGGAAUUCGGUAGGCGAUCUCAUCACGGACGUGUCCGUGGCUCGCGCUGGGUUUUCGCAAAUGGCUAUUGCCGGAUGUUUUGCUGGCCCAGUUUUCAACAUACUGCUCGGGUUGGGACUUCCCAUGGUGCUUGCAUUCGUGUCCGGGCGCAGCGAAGCCUUGUCGAUGGACGUCCAUGCUCGGGUAUCGUUAGUCUUCCUCUUUGUUUCGCUCACUUCGACACUGUUGGUCUUCGGCCACUACAAGUACCGCUGUCCGGUGUGGUACGGCAAGCUUCUUAUCGCUUACUACUGCGUCUAUUCGCUUAUGAAUUUGAUUGUGGCACUUCGUGUGGGGCCGAUCUAG
Molecule: messenger RNA, 1845 nt
Organism: Hyaloperonospora brassicae
Lineage: Eukaryota; Oomycota; Peronosporomycetes; Peronosporales; Peronosporaceae
Source: the annotation of a GenBank genome assembly